This is a messenger RNA of Cornus florida, 1389 nucleotides long. RefSeq lists its product as uncharacterized. The coding region runs from base 1 to 1389 and encodes 462 amino acids. The record is from RefSeq and is a predicted model, not a curated record. Gene Ontology annotation, molecular function: zinc ion binding. The transcript has 8 exons. NCBI's taxonomy places the organism in Eukaryota, Viridiplantae, Streptophyta, Magnoliopsida, Cornales, Cornaceae.
AUGGUUAUAGUUGAAAAUGAAAGAUGGACUAAAUUGAUCAAGGUGAAUUCCCAAUAUGGUAAGUAUCGAAAGAAGCCAUGCAAUCAUUUUGAUAAGCUCACCACCAUAUUUGGAGGCACACACGCUACAGGUGCACAUGUCCAUACUUUCUACAGUCCACUCAUUCUCAACCAAGCCCCCGCACACCAUGAAGGCACACAUGCCUCAUUUGACCUUAAUGAUGAUUUUGCUGAGUUAGGCGGUCAUGAGUUCACUCCUUCUCCUGACCCUCGUGGUAAGAAACCAAGGAGAGAGAGUUUUGCCUCCACAAUGGAUGGUGUCAUGGAGAAAAUGAGUGAGGCUUGUAGAGAGAAAACAGAUCGAAUUGAAAGGGCCAUAGUCGCUUCUUCAUCAUCUAAUAUGAAAACAGUUCAUGAAGCUGGGCAGAUAGAUAUUAGGACAAUAAUUGACUUGUAUGAUGAUGGUGAUGAGGAGAAUGAGUGUGUCAUCAUAAUGGCAUGUUGCGUUGGGGUAAUUGAUGGAACUCAUGUCCAUGCGAACGUACCUGUGGACCAGCAGAUACCAUUUCGUGGUAGGAAGGGGGAUACCACACAAAAUGUAAUGGCUGUUUGUGAUUUUGAUAUGAUGUUCACGUACGUCGUAGCAGGAUGGGAGGGGUUUGCUAAUGAUUCUAAGAUGCUGAACGAGACAAUUAAUAAUGAGGAUUUGCAUUUCCCAAUGCCUCCAAAAGGGAAAUAUUAUUUGGUGGACUUUGGGUAUGCCAAUCAACUGGGUUUCUUGGCUUCCUACAGGGGUCAACGGUACCACUUCCAAGAGUACCGUAGAGCUCAUCGGCAACCCCAAGGUAGAGAGGAAAUUUAUAAUCACAGGCACUCGUCAUUACAAAAUAUAAUUGAACGCUGUUUUGGGAUGCUUAAGAUGAGAUUCCCCAUCUUGAAACAAAUGCCCCCAUAUAAGUUUGAAGCUCAAGUUGCUAUUGUUUUAACUUGCUGCACACUUCAUAACUUUAUAAGUAAGGAGGCGCAUGUAGAUCCAAUAUUUAAUGAUGUGACUGUGGAGGUAAUGAUAGAUGAAAUUUUUGGAGAUGAUGAAGUUGAUGUUCAGCCUAAUGUGUCACAGUCUCGCUCGCGACCAAUGGAUAUUGUACGCGAUUAUAUUGCUAAUACUAUAUGGAUUUGGAUAACUUUUGCAUAUGCAGUUAUGUAUAAGAUACAGGGUGACGGGCCACCUUGUGCAUGUGGAAGGGGUCGAAUGAAUCUUUAUACGGCUGGAACUUCUAAGAAUUAUGGACGUUCAUUCUAUAGAUGUCCAGCUUGGGAGUCACAUGAUCGCGCAUUUACAUGGUUGGAUGACAUGCACCAACGUCUGCAACUGGGUGGUCAUGUGUAG